UUAUUUACUAUACUCAAUGGUGGCUUGGAGGAUACCACAAGGGGGUUCCGAACUACGAAGUCAACCAUUUCAUCAGCCAGCAGAUAUCUGAUAUACGCAGUGCAAUGAUAACACCCAACUGGAGUGCACGCAUGUCGCGCGUGCGCCGUACACAGUUCGCGUAGUGCUCCGCCCGGCCCCCGACGAGGUUCUCCUCGGCGGCGCCACUGCUGCGAUAUGAAGUGAAACGAAUGGUAACAAUGCAAAUGAAAGUAAUCAUGAACCUAACCUCACUAAGUCAUGUACACUUCCAAACAAUGAUAAAGGUACUUGCAAGAUCUUAACAGAGUGUGAUGCCGCGACAAAAAUUUUUACCAAGAAAAAUAGAACAAGUGAGGACGAGAAUUUCCUAAGGAAAACUUACUGCGGACAUGCAGGGCAAACACCUAUGGUGUGCUGUCCUGAGUCAGAGAAGUUCUCCUGCACGACGCCCGACAACAAGACAGGGGAGUGCGUUAACAUACAGAAGUGCACAUACCUCGCCGAGAUACAGGAUGAUCCACUUAAUGAAGGGGAGACGGUGUUCCUCAAGAAUUCUGUUUGCGCCGGCCCUGAAGAAAACAGCGUCUGUUGCGGCUCAGAAGGAUCGUCAGUAGAUGUGGAUAGUCUUGGCAAAAAUGUACCGGUAACUUGUGAACAAUCAGCGUUUCCCCCGGACCCUGACAGCGACUGCUGCGGCUUGGACUCCAGCGUGAGUGAUAAAAUCAUUGGUGGCACCGCAACUGGCAUCAACCAGUACCCUUGGCUAGUGAUAAUAGAAUACGCCAAACUGGAAACAUCGAGACUGUUGUGCGGCGGAUUCCUCAUCAGCAACAAAUACGUCCUCACCGCGGGUCACUGUGUCAAGGGACCUAUUUUGGAAGCGGGAACGCCUAAAUACGUUCAUCUUGGAGAAUACAACACGACGAAUGAGGGACCCGACUGCGUUUCGAGUGGUGCGGGCCAACCGGAUUGCAACGAAGGCAUUAUACGGGCAACAAUAGAUGAGAUUAUACCUCAUCCGGACUACCUAAAGCCAAACAAUUUUUAUGAACAGCACGACAUAGCCCUCAUCAGACUCAAGGUCUGGGCACCUAGAACAGAAUUCAUCCGUCCCAUUUGCCUGCCGAAGAUCGAUCAUACACUGUCACUGCCACCAAACUACAAGUUCCAAGUUGCGGGUUGGGGACGAUAUUAUCAAGAUUUUGUAAAUAAAAUAUUCAAAGCAAGUGAAGUAAAGCUGCAUGUUGAUGUACCCUAUGUUAAUCAUGGGGACUGCCAAAGGAAAUUGCGGACUAUACCAAACCUAUACAAGUUAUCAAACGGCAUAAAAGUUUCUGUUAAUGUAACUUUGUGGAAUGGCCAGCUUUGCGCAGGUGGCGUAGCGGGUAAAGACUCCUGCAAAGGUGACUCCGGCGGCCCUCUGAUGUAUGAGAAUGAGAGAAAGUACACAGCUGUAGGGAUGGUGAGCUACGGGCUGGGAGAAUGUGGUAUCGGAGGAUAUCCCGGUGUAUAUACAAACAUAUACCCCUAUCUCCCGUGGAUCAAAGCAACAAUAAGGGAAUAAGAAUAUCACAUAUCUUCGGAUGUACUUCGUUCAUAAGUAAAAGUCAAAACUAAUUACUUACCUAAUAACUAUCAGCUGUUUCCAACAAACGAUCCUCAUCUCGAUCUUCAAUCCGAUUCCGAGAAUAAACCAAUUAAGAUAACUCGUAUGUAAAAGUGUCAAAAAUCUUUGUUCUGAUUGGUCAAUGCUGACAUAGAUCGAAGAGUGCGAUUUGGAUCAUUUAUUGAAAUUGCUUGAAACGAAUAGCCUUUCACACGAUAUGUAUAUAGUAAAAUUUGUUCUGAUGUUUUAUUUAAAACAGCUCAUUUAUAAUAUAGUACCAACUUGUGUUAUUAUUACGGCUUAUGUUUGUGAAUGAUAUCAAAAUAAAAUGAAGUUUAAAGAUAUAA
Manduca sexta (tobacco hornworm) is the source of this 1974-nucleotide messenger RNA. RefSeq names its product phenoloxidase-activating enzyme. Gene Ontology annotation, biological process: proteolysis. Bases 428 to 1585 code for a protein of 385 amino acids. Lineage: Eukaryota; Metazoa; Arthropoda; Insecta; Lepidoptera; Sphingidae. The transcript has 8 exons. The record is from RefSeq and is a predicted model, not a curated record. Gene Ontology annotation, molecular function: serine-type endopeptidase activity.